Molecule: messenger RNA, 7431 nt
Organism: Calliphora vicina (urban bluebottle blowfly)
Lineage: Eukaryota; Metazoa; Arthropoda; Insecta; Diptera; Calliphoridae
Gene: stum
Product: stumble
Exons: 14
Coding region: 28-7062 (2344 amino acids)
Biological process (GO): proprioception; sensory perception of mechanical stimulus; taxis
Cellular component (GO): sensory dendrite
Source: RefSeq, a predicted model, not a curated record
UGUUCACACUUUUACACUAAUGUUAAUAUGAACCCAUCAUCUUCAUCCUCAUUAUCCUCUCCACCAUUGUUUAAGUCCAGUUCCAGGCCACAGUCUUCCACAAAUCGUGAAACACCCUCCAUUAUACCCUUGGAUUACAACUAUCAAAUAAUGGCUCCCUCGUCGUUAAGGCCUCAAACUUCCCGUUAUAACUUGGUCUCGCGUUCUUCCACACGUCAAAGCAAUACCGAUGUAGAUGUCGAUAUGGAUGAAGAUCUGCCAUACAGCAGUUUAUUUGGUGAUCCAGUACCGCCACCGCCGCCAGAUGAUUUUUUAACUUCUGCCUUCCAACCUUCUCACUACUUACGUUCUACUUCAGUAGAACUAACCUCCGAAGAAGAGCAAACAUUGGGGCAAACGAUAACUUUAAGCAACUCUUCAAUGCCUCAGCGUUUAUUUCCUCAAGUGCCUUAUACUACUCUAAUGAGCAGGAGAUUUUCGAAUACUUCCUCGCAGCGCAACUUUGAGGUAAUGCCCACAAAUAUACCCAGACUCAAACCACCCGACAUACAAAUUCUACCCAACUCAAGUGGGGGAUCUUCAUCAGAUCCCCAAAAUUCGCCCAACUAUUUGUUACUCACACCCCAGGAUAUUACCAGAAAAUCAUCGGUUUACGAUGACAACCAGGAGCCAGCGGAUAUAUCCGAACUAAAAGAGACUUACACAAUAAGUGAUGCUCAUUCUGUAAGAGAAUUUAUACAUAGCACGGCAAGAAAGUCUACCUCACCAGAGGAUACAUUUGAUAUGCAAGCUUUAAGUCCCCCUCAAAAUAUGGAAAGUCCGUUUCCACGCCAGUUCUCCAAUGAAUCGUACUCAAGUGGCGAAUGGUUUCGUUCGGGUAAUUUGGACUAUCCCGAGUUCAAUAAAAUGCCCAAACUAAGACCAAGUUCAAAGAAUGUAAUGUCUAUAAAACGCGAUGAAAUGCCCAUGAACUCACCAGUAGCCGCCAUGAUUAACGAUUCGAAUGGCUCGAGCAGUGGUGAGGAACGUCUUAUGGAAGCCACACAAAUUCUAGACAAACCCUCUGUUUGUUUGGACUCUUUGAAACCCCCCGAAAGGCCACCAAGUCCUUCGCCUUCCUGUUUAAGAUCUUUAGAGGAAACCCUAGUGUUAACACCUAGAGAAUAUAUUAAACAAAGACGGAAAAGUAUAUAUCCCACACAGUUGGUGGAGCAAGAACCUCCAGAUGAAGAAGAAAAACCACCACCCAUACCGCCGAAACCUCACCUAAUAGAUGCAAAUGAUUUAGUCAAAUCACAACCUCAGACUCCACUAAAAAGAGAAGUGUCACCUGCGAUACUAAAAGACUCAAUAACAACGGGAGGGGAUUAUAGAGUGGAUCAAACUAGACUUCAUAAGAAAAGCUCGUUUACUAUAAUAAGUGAAAAAUCUCCUCAAUCAUCACAACCACAAAGUCCACGUUAUCUCAGAACUCGCGAACAUACCUCAGCAUCACUGAUACCCACAAAACAAACGACUUUACCCAAACAUCAAUUACAACGGAAGUCUUUAUCAUCAACCCAGCUAAAACUGCCACAUUUAGCGCCUCCCACUCCAACUCAACUAGCAGCGGAUGAUUCUCCUCGACCUUCGGUGCAAUUCGAUAUGACUGGACGCCAUAGUCCCAGCAAACUGCCGCCUCAAAAAGGUAUACUCCAGCACAAAGAGUCUUUGACUAUCUCUCAGGAUACACUGCCAGCUCAACAUAUGAGAAGACGUUCCUCAAUACUGCCACCUAUGAUUGAAGCACCAUCUAAACCUCAAAUGAAAAGUUGCGAAGCCUUACCCAUGAUAACAGAUCCCUACCGUACAUCAAUACCUAGACUUAAUCGUUCUGAUUUAGAGUUGGGACCAGAAAGUACUAUCUUUCCUCCUGGAGCAUUACCCAGGCCAUUGAAACCUAAUCCCAAUCCAACCCGUAAACAAAAGGGCCUUUUAAAGGUUUUAAAUCAUGAAGAGGCACUGUCACGUAUUCCUUUAAAAUCCAAUUGGUCAAGCAUGGAUGACUUGUGGUUGGAACGUAAAAGAAAACUAAUACUCUCGCCAGUUCAUGAUAAAACCAGCCGAAGAAGAUCUAGUUCUACAUCACCAUCCCGCCGCAGUUCUACACAAACUACUUCCGAUAGAAGAAGUUCCAAUCUGAGUACGGUUACAACAUCAGAUUUUAGUUUUCGCCGACCUUUCAUAGCACCAAAACCCAAAACACCUCAGACGCAAAGAAGAAAAUCUGUCUUCCAGUUACCUAGUCCUGCAACAAGGCGGAAAUCAUCCUCAACUUCAAGUAUAACAACCACGCAAAGUCGCCCUUCCAGAACAAAAAUUGCCAAGCCUACCACAUUAUCUCCUAUAAUAGGAACUCCUAACAAAGACAGUAGCUCUGCACAAAGCCCGAUACAUGCUAUGCGACCUAUAGCACCAUCUUCUGACAGUGUAUCAGAUAGCAAUUCAAGAAGAGAUUCCUUGUCAAAAAUACCUAUUCGAAGUCAAGCCAAUUCUAGAUCGAAUUCUCGUAUGAGUUCUAAUGCAGGAUCAAGAGCUGCCUCGAGAACAGGAUCACCCAGCAAAGAAUACUCGGCCACUGGAGUGCGUUCAAGAACUGUAUCUCCCGUUAAAGAUUAUCAGGAACUAGGAGGACGUUCAUCACAAAUGGCAACAAGUGCGGGAGUACUUUCGAGAACAGGCUCUCCUAUGAAAGACUAUCAGGAAACUGGGGGUCGUCUAUCACAAAUGGCAGUUCGAACUGGAGAAUAUUCAAGAACUGGAUCACCUAUGAAAGAAUAUCUAGAAACUGAUGGUCGUCUAUCACAAAUGGCAACUAGUAGUGGUGGAUUACAUUCAAGAAAUGUAUCUCCUACAAAAGACUAUCCAGAUGCGGGAGGACGUUCAUCACAAAUGGCUGGAGUACGUUCUAGAACUGGAUCUCCUAUGAAAGACUAUCAGGAAACCGGACGACGUUCACGAACUGGUUCUUCCAUAAAAGACUAUCAAGGUAGAGCUGAAGGACGUUCCUCCCAAAUAGCCACCAGUCGAUCUGGCUCAAGAGCUUCGCAAUAUAUAACUUCGCAACCAGGUUCCAGGGCUCAAUCCAGAGCCAAUUCUAGGAAUCAAUCAAGAUCUACAUCACGAGCAUCAACUCGACCCAUAUCAUUGCCAGAUUCAAGACCCACUUCUCGUAUGGAUCAAGCGAAGGAUAUAGCGAAUUCAAGAUCAAACUCUCGAUUAAGUAUGCAUUCUUCCAAGAGAGGUGGUAGUAUUUCUCCAAUUGUGGGACGUAAAACACCUACUAAACCAGUGUCAGCUGGAAGAAAAUCUAUUUCUCUAAGUCCUAAAAGCAAAAAAAUAGGAUCUCCCAGGCGUGGAUCUAUAAGUCCAGUUGGUAUGAAAGCUCGAGGUGGCCGCAGUCGUAGUCGUAGUAAGGCUCAUGUCAGUCCGGAUAGACUUUCACGUUCUCGUAUACCAGUCACCCAUGCAAAUGGAAGAAGUUCAACAAAAUCACCGCCAAGUAAAAAGAAAUCUAUCCUUUUAACAGAUCUUCGAAGAACGUCAUCGCUAAAAACAAAAGCGAAAACUCCAACAAAACAACCUGCAAGUGCCAAAAAAAUGCCAACAUCAGUGCGAAAACCAGAAACUAGUGUUAAAAGAACUCCCUCAUCAGUAGGCAAACAAGGAGCUAUGACCAAAAAACCAACAAGCAGCAUACAGAAACCUUCUGUGGUCAAAAGAGAACCCUCAAAUGUUUCCAAAAAGCCAAAAAUAAGUGGGAAACCACCAACAAGAGAAUCAACAUCUCUCAAUGUAAAAAAGAAAGCUCCCGCCACAAAGACACCAAUAUUAGGCAAAAAGAAUGGUAAAGACUUCCAAGCAGAUAAAAAGAGUCAAACAAAAGGGGGUAAAGAAGCUGGUACAAAACCAGAAACGACCAAGACCACCAGCACUACUGGUGCUAAAGAACAGAAAAACGAUGAAACUGUUGUGUUGAGUAAGAAGACUGAUGAAAAAGCUCAAAGUUCCGCCACAGCAACAGUUGCGGUACCAAUGCUAACGACUCUCAAGAAACAACCCUCCUCAGUAUCUCUAAUGCGUGUAAGUUCCAAAAUUAGCUUGCUUAAAAAACGAUCCGAUAGCACUAUUAGUAAAAAAACAUUAGACUUAUUAAUACCCGAAGUAGAGACCACGGAGGUUGAAGAAACCUCAUCCACCCAACAAUUAGCGGAAAUGGCUUUGGCUGAAGGUGGUUCGAUACCCGCUGCUAUACUGGAAAAAUCUCAAAAAACUUUGGAGAAUAUACAAAAAACGGUAACAGAAGCAACGGAAGAAAUACAAAAAACCAUCAAUGAGAAUCUUACAGAUCUCAAAAGUUUGGAACAGGAUAUGGGUCUCACUUCGGACAGUGCCGGUUCUCCCACACCCAGUGUAACGACAGUAGUUGAGAAGAGGUCAGGCUCGCAGAAACAAAAGGGUGAAUCAGUUUCUCGUCAGGGUACAGCAGAGGGUACUGAAGGAAAGGCUUCCUCCAAAAGCCCCCUACCUCCAACACAACCAAUCGAAGCUGCUGUAUCAGUAUUGAAUCCAGAAGACUCACAUACAAAUGGUACAUCGGCUAUGAGUAAUGGGUCUUCGAAGUUGGAUGCUGCAACGGAUGGUCAUGCAGCGGCGGCAAAUGCUACGGGGGCAUCAGAAAGGGUUAGUGAACGUGCUAUAUCUGUAUUGCCUGAAGUUGACUGUGAAAGUGCAAAUUUGCAGAGUUAUCAGGGCGAAACAACAGGUGGAGAUGUCGAUGACAGGGUGCAAUCUUCUGUGGAACCUGGAACUAUGGGUAUGGAUAAAUCUACAAUGGGUGGAGCUGGCGUUGGUACAGAAGACUAUGAAUCCGAAGCUAAGAGAAGAUCACCAGAUGGUCAAGGUGGUUCGCAAGAGGGCAGUGGAAAGGGAUCUGGCAGUCAAGAGUAUUUGGAAAACAAAUCCCUCUCCGACGAAGACGAGACCACACCCAAAGGCUGUUGUCGCUGUUGUGCUAAAUUCUGUAUGCCAUGUCGUCGUUUGCGUUGUUCACGCUGCUGUCAACGCAAAAAGUCCACGCCCAAAGAUGAGGCCGAACAGCCAGUACUCUCAGCCACCAGUAGUGCCACCACCACACAUCUAGAAAUCGUCGAUGAAAAGCCAGCGACGAAAAUCUCAUGCUGGCAAAAACUAAAUUGUUGUAAAAGUUGUAGGAAAAAACCCCAAGAUACGAUGGACUCAUCGGUAUCACUGCAGAAGGAAGAACGCUUCAAAGAAACAUCAUUUAGACCCAUGGGUCCGCCGAAACAAAGUAAAUGUGGUUUGUGUUUGAGUAAGAUAUUUUGUUGUCGUUCCGUUAACAAGAUCGAUCCAAAGACGGGCGAUGAGACGGAGGUAAAGAAAUGUUGUUUCUGUAUACCUUGUCGCAAGAAGCGUGGCGAUGUCCGAGGAUCGGCUGUGAGCUCAGUGACGGGAGGUUCUACAGCGGCUUGGGAGGAUCCUGAAAGAGGUAUAACGGCCACCGAUGGGGCUGUUCUGGAGGGACAAGAUGUGGAGGCAAAACCGGGUUGCUGUAAACGUUUUUGUAACUUUUUACUAUGCUGCCGUAAAAAGAAAGUGGAAGUUUCGGACAGUCGUAGGCCCAGUAUUAGAGCGCCACCACCAGAGGACAAUCGUCGUAAAUUACAUGCCGAUUUAAUUGAAUAUAACUCAAAAAUGAAAGGAGCCAUACCGGUGAUGCCUCUCUGUUUGGCAUGGUUUUGUGCUUUAUGCAAUGUUCUAGUACCGGGAUUAGGUACUUUACUAUCGGGUUUAUUUUGUCUUUGUGUGGGCAUACCACGUUUCUCACAAUACGACAGUGCUAAAGCCCGUAUGGGAUCUUUCAUUAUAAAUACCAUUGUAGCCAUAGCUCAAUUGUUUUGUGUGCUAUUCUGUUUCGUGGGCUGGGGUUGGUCCAUAUGGUGGGGUACAAUAAUGUUAAAAUGUGCAAGAAAACUAAGUAAAAUCCGUAAAGUAGAACGCUUAGAAAUGGAGGAAGAAAAACGUCAGGCAGCAGCCGCCGAAGCAGCAGCUGCAGCAGCGGCAGCUCCUAAGACUACAGCUCCUCAUGUUACACAUGAGGCGGAGCCGGCAAAAUUUGACCGCCACGGCUUCAAAGAAACAUCAUUUAGACCCAUGGGUCCGCCGAAACAAAGUAAAUGUGGUUUGUGUUUGAGUAAGAUAUUUUGUUGUCGUUCCGUUAACAAGAUCGAUCCAAAGACGGGCGAUGAGACGGAGGUAAAGAAAUGUUGUUUCUGUAUACCUUGUCGCAAGAAGCGUGGCGAUGUCCGAGGAUCGGCUGUGAGCUCAGUGACGGGAGGUUCUACAGCGGCUUGGGAGGAUCCUGAAAGAGGUAUAACGGCCACCGAUGGGGCUGUUCUGGAGGGACAAGAUGUGGAGGCAAAACCGGGUUGCUGUAAACGUUUUUGUAACUUUUUACUAUGCUGCCGUAAAAAGAAAGUGGAAGUUUCGGACAGUCGUAGGCCCAGUAUUAGAGCGCCACCACCAGAGGACAAUCGUCGUAAAUUACAUGCCGAUUUAAUUGAAUAUAACUCAAAAAUGAAAGGAGCCAUACCGGUGAUGCCUCUCUGUUUGGCAUGGUUUUGUGCUUUAUGCAAUGUUCUAGUACCGGGAUUAGGUACUUUACUAUCGGGUUUAUUUUGUCUUUGUGUGGGCAUACCACGUUUCUCACAAUACGACAGUGCUAAAGCCCGUAUGGGAUCUUUCAUUAUAAAUACCAUUGUAGCCAUAGCUCAAUUGUUUUGUGUGCUAUUCUGUUUCGUGGGCUGGGGUUGGUCCAUAUGGUGGGGUACAAUAAUGUUAAAAUGUGCAAGAAAACUAAGUAAAAUCCGUAAAGUAGAACGCUUAGAAAUGGAGGAAGAAAAACGUCAGGCAGCAGCCGCCGAAGCAGCAGCUGCAGCAGCGGCAGCUCCUAAGACUACAGCUCCUCAUGUUACACAUGAGGCGGAGCCGGCAAAAUCUUAAGUAAUGUACCAAAAACUAACUUCCAUUCUACGCACCGACUUCAAAGGUGUGAGAAAGAAACGCAGUGUGAAAUUCCAAAAAUGAAAACAACAAAUGAAACAACUUCCAACUAGUCAAACAUAAUUCAAAAAAGAUUUCCAAAACUGUCUACCAAAAAUUAUAGAAAUGAAUAAUUAAAACCACUUCCAAAUUAGAUAAACUAAUUUAAAUAACCUUGAAAAGUCUACCAAACUAUAAAUUUGUUUUCCCAUUUUAAAAUGAAACAAGUUUUCCAUUAGUUAAUUAUUAUAAAUAAAACAAUCUAUCUAUACUUUUUUUAGUUAACAAAAAAAGUAUUUCGAAAAUGAAUGACCAUUAUUUAAACAUAAA